This is a messenger RNA of Syngnathus acus (greater pipefish), 5817 nucleotides long. It is a transcript of the gene nrp1a, whose product is annotated as neuropilin 1a. Lineage: Eukaryota; Metazoa; Chordata; Actinopteri; Syngnathiformes; Syngnathidae. The transcript is spliced from 18 exons. Gene Ontology annotation, cellular component: membrane. Gene Ontology annotation, molecular function: vascular endothelial growth factor receptor activity; semaphorin receptor activity. Bases 796 to 3570 code for a protein of 924 amino acids. The record is from RefSeq and is a predicted model, not a curated record. Gene Ontology annotation, biological process: axon guidance; vascular endothelial growth factor signaling pathway; angiogenesis.
AGGCACUCAAACCUUUGGCGUUUUCCAUCAGAGCAGCGGCAGCAGUGUUGCGCGUAAGACACGCGGACGGGAAGAAACUCGCACAACUGGAUAUAUCUGUUGCUUUAUGUUAUUUAAAUCCAUCGUUUCAACCUAGUGGAACACUUUUGGGUUCGCCGUGAGACAGAGACGCGGAAGAACCGAGGGAGCGAACAGCAAAAGGCAGCCCCGACAAGCGCGUCUGAAUGCAGGGAAGACAGCAAGGAGUCUUCGGGCAUCGCCUGCGCGUCUUUACGCGGCAGGAAAAUCGGCAAAAUUGCGGUUCUCCCUCAGUAUGAAAAAAAGGGCGGUUGGGUGUGCGUUUAACUUAUUUUAGUUUGUUUUAAAGACCACUUUAAGAUUAUUUGACGUUCUGAGGCAGUCUGUCGGAUCGCAGCUUGGAAGUGCACCGAUGCACGCUCCUCCAUACAGCCGAGGAUUGCGCGCUGCCAACUCUUCGUCUGACUAAAAUAAAGGACGCAAAGUGGGGAGUGGAUCGUUUCUUGCGCACCUUGGCUCCGGUGGUGGGGAUAUGGCCAACUCCGGGCGAGAAAGCAAAACGCAGUGGGUUGAUGCGAGAGGAAACAGGAGCUGAAUGACAGGAUGCCAGCGACGACCUGAAGUCAAAACGCAGAAGCUUCACUUCAAGUGACUCGUUUUUAUUUAUUUAUUUUUACUACCGAGAUAAGACUGGACAUCUUUCCCAGCCAUAAAGUGGAUGAGUUUGUCUGGGAUCUUUUUUUUUUGCUAAUUUUAUUUUGGGUUUUCAAAACGAGGAUGCAUUGUGGAUUAGUUUUUGUCCUGUUGAUGGGAUUCCUCUUGGUGGCCAAGGCUUUCAAAAACGACAAAUGUGGAGGCAACAUCCGAAUCUCAAACGCCAACUACCUCACAUCUCCCGGCUACCCCCAGUCUUACACCUCUUCUCAGCGCUGUACAUGGGUGAUCUCGGCCCCUGGCCCCCACCAGCGGAUCCUCAUCAACUUCAAUCCGCAUUUUGACCUGGAGGAUCGGGAGUGCAAGUAUGACUACGUGGAAGUCCGAGACGGCGUGGAUGAGAGCGGUCAGUUGGUGGGCAAGUACUGCGGCAAGAUCGCCCCAUCUCCCGUCGUCUCCGUCGGAAACCAGCUCUUCAUUAAGUUUGUCUCCGACUACGAGACCCACGGAGCAGGCUUCUCCAUACGAUAUGAGAUCUUCAAAACGGGUCCUGAAUGCUCCAGGAACUUCACCUCCAAUAGCGGUGUCAUAAAAUCGCCGGGCUUUCCAGAAAAGUACCCCAACAACCUGGACUGUACUUUUAUGAUAUUUGCCCCAAGGAUGUCAGAAAUGAUCUUGGAGUUUGAGAGCUUUGAGUUGGAACCUGACCCAACGCCUCCAGCUGGCGUGUUCUGCCGUUAUGAUCGUCUGGAAAUCUGGGAUGGCUUUCCUGGAGUUGGACCGUACAUUGGACGGUAUUGUGGACAAAACACACCCGGAAGAAUCAUCUCUUACACUGGCAUCCUGGCGCUUACAAUCAACACGGACAGCGCUAUUGCCAAGGAGGGUUUUUCUGCCAACUUCACAGUCAUCGAAAGGACCGUUCCAGAGGACUUUGAUUGCGGUGACCCGUUGGGAAUGGAAUCUGGUGAGAUAACAUCCGACCAAAUCGUGGCCUCAUCCCAGUACAACCCGAGCUGGUCCUCUGAGCGUUCCAGACUCAACUACUAUGAGAACGCGUGGACCCCCGAGCAGGACUCAAACAAGGAGUGGAUACAGGUGGACCUUGGGUUCCUACGAUUUGUCUCAGCCAUCGGUACACAGGGUGCAGUUUCCCAGGAGACCGAGAGGACUUAUUUUGUCAAGUCCUACAAAGUCGACGUCAGUUCAAAUGGAGAAGACUGGAUCACGCUCAAGGAGGGCUCGAAACAAAAGGUUUUCCAAGGUAACACCAAUCCAACAGACAUUGCCAAGACGAUGAUACCCAAACCCACUCUGACGCGUUUCAUCCGCAUCCGUCCUGUUACCUGGGAAAAAGGCAUCGCACUGCGCUUUGAAGUGUAUGGAUGUAAGAUAUCAGAGUACCCAUGCUCGGGCAUGCUUGGCAUGGUAUCGGGCUUGAUCACCGACAACCAAAUCACCGCAUCGUCACACACGGACCGGAGCUGGGUCCCAGACAACGCCCGUCUGCUGACCAGCCGGACAGGUUGGACCCUGCUGCCUCAGCCCCAGCCUUUCACCAGGGAAUGGUUACAGGUGGAUCUGGGGGAAGAGAAAGUGGUCAAGGGAUUGAUCAUUCAGGGAGGAAAGCACCGUGAGAACAAGGUCUUCAUGAAGAAAUUCCGCCUUGGCCACAGCAAUAAUGGGUCUGAGUGGAGGAUGGUUCUGGACACCAACGGAAACAAACCAAAGCUUUUCGAAGGAAACAGCAACUACGACACUCCCGAGUUGAGGACGGUGGAACCACUACUAACCCGCUUCAUCCGAAUCUACCCGGAUAGGGCGACCGCGACUGGAAUGGGCCUUCGACUUGAGCUCCUGGGCUGUGAUAUUGAAGCUCCCACGGUCCCCCCUUCCACGACCCUUCCGACCUCGUCGGCGUCAGACGAAUGCGACGACGACCAAGCAAACUGCCACAGUGGCACAGGUGAUGACUACGAUAACACAGGUAGUACAACAAUGCCAGAAACCACAACGGCUGCAGCCGAUCUCGUCCCAGACUUUCUUUGGUUCGCCUGCGACUUUGGCUGGGCCAAUGACCCGUCCUUCUGCAGGUGGACUUCGGAAGAUACUGUCUCUCGAUGGCAAAUCCAGUCCAGCGGAACCCCCACCCUCAAUACUGGACCCAAUAUGGAUCAUACAGGUGGCUCAGGAAAUUUCAUUUACACCUUGGCGACGGGUUUACAAGACACAGAGGUGGCUCGGCUGGUCAGCCCAGAGGUCAUCUCCCCCGAUUCGGACCUGUGUGUGUCAUUCUGGUACCACAUGUUCGGGUCACACAUUGGUACACUACAUAUCAAACAGCGCAAACAGACUGUCGACGGACCCGCUGACAUCUUGCUGUGGACCGUCAGCGGUCACCAGGGUAACCGCUGGAGGGAAGGUCGUGUUCUCCUGCCACGCACUAAUUGGCCCUAUCAGGUGGUGAUUGAAGGGUCGGUAGAGAGAAAGAGCUGGGGUGAUAUUGCCGUGGAUGACAUUAAGGUUCUUAGUGGACUCACUGCAACAGACUGCAAAGAUCCAGAUGUACCCACCGAACCAAUGCUGCCAGAGGAUCACUUUAAUGAAAUCAUUGAGGAGAUCACAGAAUAUCCCGACUUUGUGGAGACCAACCAGAUCAGCGGAGCCGGCAAUAUGUUAAAGACACUUGACCCUAUUCUCAUCACCAUCAUCGCUAUGUCCGCCCUGGGCGUUUUCCUGGGCGCCAUUUGCGGUGUUGUCCUUUACUGCGCCUGCUCGCAUGGCGGCAUGUCAGAAAGGAAUUUAUCAGCCCUGGAAAAUUAUAACUUUGAACUGGUGGACGGGGUCAAGUUAAAGAAGGACAAACUCAAUGUACAGAGCUCGUAUUCGGAGGCGUGAGGCCCGAAGCGGCUCAUUCAUGUGACUAUGUAACGUGCACAGCUUGAAGAGCGUGCACGGGACUCGCUGUAGCUACGUCUCGUGUAUUCGUACGAGAAGGCGGACUCUAAGGAGCGCCCGUUACCCUCAGCUUUCCGAAUGAGGGACAGAUUCAGGAACCGACGGGAGGUUUGAACUAAUCUACGCUUUUCUCAGGAGCUGCAGUAAAAAGAACCUACCAGUAGGGGACACUGUGUACAAAAAUAAAUACAGGAAAAAAAAAAAAAGAUGUACAGAUACGUAGAUGAAAUUUUAAUUUUCUAUUUUGAUUUUCCAUUCAUUUUUACAAUCGGAUGCUGGUGUUGAGACCAAUUUAUUAAUAAUGUUAAGAGUAUUUAUCAUUUUCUGGAGUUUUUUUUUUUUUUUUUUAGUUCAUGAAGGCGAUAAAUUUCAAGUUUUGAAAUGAAAUAUCCAAAAUGAACCAUAUCCGGCAAAACUGUCGAUUUGCCCACGCUAUGGCAUACAGGGUGUGCUCAUAAUUCAUAAAUCUGAUAUAUGUACCCAUUUUAACCUCCCCUCACUCCAGAAUGAGUCGCAUCCAUGGGAAUUUAUGGUUCUGAUAGUGCCUUUAGUACAUAUCGGAUGGUCUCCUCUUUUGAACUGGGUGUUAUUUUUAUUUUUUUUGCUGUACUUGGCUUUAUUUAUAAGGGCAGAAAACAGGGGCACAUGAUCAUACCUGCAAAAUGGUAUCUGAUCUUUCAAUCUAUCACAUCAUAGUGCUUUACUUGUUUGUGUCUGAAAACCACACACUGUAAAUAAGUUUUAAUAUAUUUUAUUGUCUUUUUUUAAAGAAGGUGAUAAGAAAAAAAAAAGUCUUUUUUUUUUUCCUCACUGUGUGUCUGUGUGCAAAUCACACGUGUGUGUGUAAAUACAAUCCCUCUGACUGUUUUGUGGAUGGUGCAGUGUUAACGUUUCAUUUAACAUUACCGUGACGAUGUUAAAGCAAUUUCAACAUGCAUUCGGGCCAAUUGUCAUCACAACACCCACUUCAUUAAAACCACCGAUGGAUGAAUGAGUUUUAAAAAAAAAAAACACACACAACAAAAAGGCACACACAAAAAAACUCAAGCAAUGAACUAAUUGCAUUAUCUUCUGCUCUCAUGUAGCUUUGCUGAUUUUGUUGGUAGAGUCACCAACAUACCAAAAAAAAAAUGCAACAAUCAUUUUUGCUUUACCACUUUUAAAUGUCACUGUGGAUUGAUUGCUCACUGACGGAAAAGCUAUCUCGACAAUGCAGCUUGUGUGCACUUUGUUACUGAUUCCCUCUUGAUAGAAAUCUAUUAAAAGGGGUGAACUGAUGAAUGGUGCUAUACAGUAAUUACUUUAAACACACACACAAAGCAGUAAGCGGCUUAUAAUAAUGUCAGAGGUGAUCUGAGUAGAAUAGAACAUUGGUUGGAAUCGGGGAUUGGGUAGAGCCACCAAAUUGACUUUACCUAGCCUCCCUCUAUGGCUUUACCAAAGUUUGGUGGUACAAUUAGAUGGCAGAAAUGACAGAAAUGUAAAUGUGUUUUUCUAUUUGCAUUUAAAGCAACAAGAGGCCGGACAUCAGAUUGGUGUGAGCCCCCCCAGAGACUCUUGUUUGUUUGGAAGUAGAAGGAUGAACUUUGCAGCAUCAGAACACAAUAUUGCCGCCUGGAUUUUAUAUCCCUGCCCACCCCCCAAAAAAAAAAAAAAAAAUGAUAGCGAGAACUCGAAGGCAUACCUACAUCUUUUGUAGUAGUGUGAUUUGCGUGUUGUACUGUGGUGACGACAUUCUCAGUUUGUUCCUUUUAGAUUGAAAAUGACACGUUGCUCCAUGGCUACACAUCAUAAUGUCUGCGCUUUUGUCUCGGAAAAUAAACAAACAAAAAAACAAGUGUAGCUUCAGCGACAUCUGCUGCUCAAAUAGGGGGUAAAGAAUACUGUAGCGUGGACUCAAAAGAAACAAUGUUGCACUGAUAAAUAUUAUAUUUGAAAAGCGUAUGUGUUUAUAGCGAAUAUUUGCAAGGAAAAACAAACAAAAAAAUAAAGUACAAAAAACACAUAUAGUGAUGAUAUCUUUCAUGUUUUUAUAUAUAAUUUCAGGUUAUCUGACAUAAUUCUGAAAUGUAAAAUACCGGGAUGUUUUCAUUAUUGAAAAAAGAAUUAUAGAUUGCCCCCCUUACAUUAUAAUGGCAUAUUAACGCCCCACUUUGUACUGUCAUUACAAUUUUGUGCUUUUUUUUU